AUGGCCACCAAUAUCUCGCAACAAAAGCGCCGCUGCGGUGUCCUGGGCGCCACCGGCUCCGUAGGCCAACGCUUCAUUCUCCUCCUAGCCAACCAUCCCACCCUCUCAUUGCAAGCUGUGGGCGCCUCCUCGCGCUCCGCCGGCAAAGCCUACAAAGAUGCCGUGCGAUGGAAGCAGCAGCGGCCGAUGUCGAAAGACUUGGGUAACCUGGUGGUGCGUGAAUGCAAGGCCAGCGACUUCUCCGAUUGCGACCUCGUGUUCUCCGGCCUAGACAGCGAUGUGGCGGGCGACGUCGAGAUGGAGUUCAUCAAAGCCGACAUCCCAGUCUUCUCCAACGCGAAGAACUACCGACGGCACCCUCAAGUGCCGCUUGUAGUGCCGACAGUAAAUCUGCACCACCUCGACCUAGUCCCCCAUCAGCGGAAGGAGUUUGGUCUGAAGAAGGGCUUCCUGGUGUGCAAUUCCAACUGCGCCGUCAUCGGCAUUGUGAUUCCUUUUGCGGCGCUGCAGGCACGGUUUGGCCCGGUGGAGGACGUCGAGGUGUUCACGGAGCAGGCGGUGUCCGGCGCUGGCUAUCCCGGCGUGCCAAGCAUGGACAUCUUCGACAACGUGGUGCCAUACAUCGCAGGCGAGGAGGACAAACUAGAGACCGAAGCCCAGAAAAUCCUCGGCACGAUGAACGCCGACGCCACAGCCUUCGAAGAGCAAAAGGGCCUGACUGUCGGCGCCACCUGCACGAGAGUAGGCGUUACAGAUGGGCACAUGGCCUUUGUGUCCCUACGGUUCCAGAACCGCCCGGGGCCCAGCGCGGAGGAGGUCAAGGCCGCGUUGCGCGAGUACGUGGCGGAAGCACAGAAGCUGGGCUGCCCCUCGGCGCCGGAACAGGCGAUCGUGGUCUUCGACGAGCCCGACCGCCCACAGCCGCGCCUCGACCGCGACAUCUCGGGCGGCUACGCCGUGUCGGUCGGCCGGGUGCGCGAAACAAACAAGGGCUCGCACUUUGACAUACGCUUCGCGUGUCUCAGCCACAACACCGUCAUCGGUGCCGCCGGCUCGUCGAUAUUGAACGCCGAGGCGGCUAUCAUCAAGGGCUUCCUAUAG
Messenger RNA from Cyphellophora europaea CBS 101466, 1101 nucleotides. RefSeq names its product aspartate-semialdehyde dehydrogenase. Gene Ontology annotation, biological process: L-threonine biosynthetic process. The transcript has a single exon. NCBI's taxonomy places the organism in Eukaryota, Fungi, Ascomycota, Eurotiomycetes, Chaetothyriales, Cyphellophoraceae. Gene Ontology annotation, molecular function: NAD binding; protein dimerization activity; NADP binding. The coding region runs from base 1 to 1101 and encodes 366 amino acids. The record is from RefSeq and is a predicted model, not a curated record.